Messenger RNA from Ziziphus jujuba (common jujube), 1465 nucleotides. RefSeq lists its product as uncharacterized. The record is from RefSeq and is a predicted model, not a curated record. Gene Ontology annotation, biological process: lipid metabolic process. Bases 247 to 1053 code for a protein of 268 amino acids. The transcript is spliced from 2 exons. Lineage: Eukaryota; Viridiplantae; Streptophyta; Magnoliopsida; Rosales; Rhamnaceae. Gene Ontology annotation, molecular function: oxidoreductase activity, acting on the CH-CH group of donors.
UAUUCCUGUACCACAUAAUUCCCAAGACAAGAAUUUUUGUGGAGAGAGUACUUCAUAAAUCCUAACCACAGGUUGCUUCAAGAGUUAGUUAGUUGAUGGUGAUGGUGAUUUUGACUUUUUUUUUUUUUUUUUUAAUAUCCAAAAAAAGCAUUUUCUUAAACCACCUUUUUGCCGCUGAGGUCUAGACAUUUCAGAACCAGAAAAUUUCAUCCUUUGAUUCGCAGAGGUGAUCUGCAAUUCAUCAUAAUGGUUUCCCCACAGCUGAAACUGAUUUUCCCACCACCACCUUCUGUUUUCAUCAAUGCAAUAUCUGUGGUGUCCUUAAUAUCAUCAGCUAUUCUUGGGUUGUCAGAGAGUAUUGGAAAACAGAACUUACAAUAUUCAAAGUUCUGUCAAGUUUCUUCUCAAAAUUCAUCUUCCAUAAAGAAAAUCAAGCUGCCAAGCAGACUAGGCAUGCUCUUUCUUUAUCUGCCUGCAUUUAUUGCCGCUCUGAUAUCCUGGUUGCUUUUUCCACAUGAAAUUAUCAGAACUCUGUUGCUCAGUUCAACUCUAACCCUUCAUUUCUUCAAAAGGGUCUUUGAGGUUCUAUUCGUUCACAAAUACAGUGGCGGUAUAGUUCUUGACAGUGUAAUCCAAAUCUCUCUUGCUUAUUUCUUGUCCACUGCAAGCUUGAUGUAUGCUCAACAUCUAACAAAAGGGCUUGAAGAGCCAGAAAUCGAUUUGAAGUACGCUGGGGUUGUGUUAUUUCUAGUAGGGAUAAUUGGUAAUUUCUACCACCAUUAUAUUCUUUCCCAGCUUAGAGCAAAUGGUGAAAAAGAGUACAAGAUUCCCAAAGGUGGUCUGUUUGGCUUUGUCAUUUGCCCACAUUAUCUGUUUGAGAUAAUUGGAUUUAUAGGGUUUUCCUUCAUUUCUCAGACACUGCAUGCAUUGUCCAUCACUACAGGCAUAAUUUUCUACUUGAUGGGAAGGAGUUAUGCCACUAGGAGAUGGUAUAUUUCCAAGUUUGAGGUUUUCCCCAAAAAUGUGAAGGCUCUCAUUCCAUAUGUUCUCUAGAUAUACAAAAAGGAGUGAAACAAAAUCAAAAGUCAAUUUAAUGUUUGGCUGAACAAAGCAGAGGAUUUUUUUCUUCUUGUUCUUAUUUUUUCGGCUAGUACAUUUAGGUGACUACUAGCUGUGACUCUGUGGGUCGUGAUGCAAAUGAAUUAGAAAUUUAAAUAUAAAGUUCAAGCUAGGUGGAGCAUCAAGACAAGAAUUCAAGAGGGUUGAAUCAUAUAUGCAAAUUUACUUCACAUUUGUAAAUCCUUGAAGAAUGGUAAUCUAGGCUUAUAUAGAAUUUUUAAGUAUGUUUAGUCUUGUCAAAUGUAGUUGUGUUUUUUUAGGUAUGUUUAGUCUUGUUAAAUGUAGUUGUGUCCUAAAAACUGGGAAUGAAAAAUGACAAAUAUGGUGCUGAAAAUAGAUCUAAACA